Molecule: messenger RNA, 3211 nt
Organism: Coregonus clupeaformis (lake whitefish)
Lineage: Eukaryota; Metazoa; Chordata; Actinopteri; Salmoniformes; Salmonidae
Product: sorting nexin-14
Exons: 30
Coding region: 198-3077 (959 amino acids)
Biological process (GO): autophagosome maturation
Cellular component (GO): late endosome
Molecular function (GO): phosphatidylinositol-3,5-bisphosphate binding
Source: RefSeq, a predicted model, not a curated record
AAGGAAACAGUCGAUCUGUCAAGGAAAUCAACACUUUCUGAAAUAGGAAAUAACAGAACGCUAGCUAGCCACAAUUAAAAUGAAGACAUAUCAGAGAAGACAUUAUAGCUAACUAUCUGAAACGUGCACAAAAUUAUAACAUGGUUCGCUGUCUGAAGAACUAGCUGACUGGAUUACUCAUUUACCCCAUUUGUAAAAUGGAACGUAUUCGAGUUUAUCUGGAGAGCCUGAAGCAAGGACUGCAAAUUGAUGUCCUGAGGGAAGUUGGACGUCAAUAUCCUGUAUUUUGCUUUCUUCUGGUUUUCAUGCUAUCAUUAACUAUACUUCUUAAUAGGUAUCUUCACAUUCUGAUGGUGUUUUGGUCCUUCCUGGCUGGAGUGAUUACGUUCUAUUGCUCCCUCGGUCCAGAAUCACUCCUGCCCAACAUCCUGUACACGAUAAAGCCGAAGAACAAAUGGGAUAUCCAAAAGGAAGUGACAAGUGUUGUAGCUGCAGGGUCUCCCUAUCUAUUCUUCCAGCAGCAAGCGCAACAGGAGCUGUUUCCAUUGGGACAUAGCUGUGCAGUGUGUGGGAAAGUAAAGUGCAAACGUCACAGACCAACAUUACUCCUAGAAAACUAUCAGCCAUGGUUGGACUUGAAAGUCUACUCCAAAGUGGAUGCUUCCAUUUCUGAGGUGCUCGAGUUGGUUCUGGAGAAUUUUGUAUAUCCCUGGUACCGGAACAUCACAGAUGAUGAGGCAUGCGUAGAUGAACUGAGAAUGACCUUUCGGUUCUUUGCAUCUGUGUUAGUUCGACGCGCUCAGAAGGUUGAUGUCCCCUCAGUUAUUUCUGGCAAAAUGAUGAAAGCAGCCAUGAAGCAUGUUGAAAUCAUUGCAAAGGCCAAGCAAAAAGUGAAGAACACUGAGGGUUUGCAGCAGGCUGCUCUGGAUGAGUAUGGCCCUGACUUACAUUUUGCUCUGCGUAGUCGCAGAGAUGAGCUGCUUUAUCUCAGGAAGGUGACAGAGAUGCUCUUUGCCUAUCUCAUGCCUCCCAAAGCCACUGACUGCAGAUCUCUAGCUCUGCUGAUGCAAGAGAUCCUGGUAGGCUCUGUGUUCCUCCCAACCAUGGACUUCAUGGCUGAUCCUGAUACUGUAAACCACAUGGUGCUAAUAUUUGUUGAUGACUCUCCAUCUGAGCUGGCCAUGGAGCCACCGUCUACCCUGGUUCCAUUCCUGCAGAAAUAUGCUGACCCUCGUACCAAGAAGACAUCUGUGCUGAAGCUGGAGCUGAAGGAGAUCCGGGAGCAGCAGGACCUUCUGUUCCGCUUCAUGAAGUUCCUAAAGCAGGAGGGGGCCGUGCACGUGCUCCAGUUCUUACUCACUGUGGAGGAGUUCAAUGAUAAGAUCCUGUGUCCGGAGCUGAGUGACUCUGAGCUGCUGCGUCUGCAUGGUGAGGUGCAGAACCUCUACGAGACCUACUGCCUAGAGGAGAGUAUCGACAAGAUCAGUUUUGACCCUUUCAUCGUCGAGGAAAUACGAAACAUUGCAGAGGGGCCGUACGAGGGAGUGGUGAAGCUGCAGACUAUGCGCUGCCUGUUUGAGGCCUACGAGCAUGUCCUGUCCCUGCUGGAGAGCGUCUUCACCCCCAUGUUCUGCCACAGCGAUGAGUAUUUCACACACCUGCUGAAGGGGGCAGAGUCUCCAAAAAGGGACUCCAGAAUGAACAGGAAUAGUCUGAGUGUGGAUGAUAUGAGGAUCGUCUCAAAACGAGGGGAGACGUUCGGGAUCAGCCGGAUCGGCAGCAAAAUCAAAGGUGUCUUCAAGAGCACCACCAUGGAGGGGGCGAUGCUGCCGUACGCCAUGGUCGACGCUGAAGAUGAAGUGGUUGAGGAAGCUGCUAUGGUGGUGGAGGAUGACAUCCCUGUGGAGGCAGCUAGUACUCCAGGAGUCCUGAGGAACCUGUCAGCCUGGAGCAUCACCAUCCCCUACAUUGACUUCUACGAUGACGAGGUGAAGAAGGAGAGGGUCCCCGUGUUCUGCAUCGACGUGGAACGCAACGACAUGAAGGAAGUGGGACAUGAAACGGAGGACUGGUCCAUCUUCAGAAGAUACAUGGAAUUCUACGUUCUAGAAAAUAAACUCACUGAGUUCCAUGGCUCAUUUGCAGAUGCACAGCUCCCUUCCAAAAGAAUUAUUGGACCAAAGAACUAUGAGUUCCUAUCAUCAAAGAGGGAAGAAUUUGAGGAGUAUUUGCAGAGACUGCUGCAGCACCCAGAGCUGAGUAACAGUCAGUUGUUAGCAGAUUUCCUGUCACCUCACAGCAUGGAGACUCAGUUCAUGGACAAGAUGAUGCCUGAUGUCAAUCUGGGUAAAAUAUUCAGGUCUGUCCCUGGAAAAAUUAUAAAAGAGAAAGGACAGAACCUAGAGCCUUUCAUCCAGUCCUUCUUCAACUCUUGUGAAUCUCCCAAAGUCAAACCCAGCAGGCCUGAGCUGACCAUCCUCAGCUCUACUGCUGAGGCCAACAAGAAGCUCUCCAAUGACCUGUACAAAAACAAUGCUAAUCUGUCUAAGACACUGGAGACUCAUAACCGGAACUACUUUAUGGAGAUGAUUGCAGUAGAAGGGAUGUAUGACUACAUGAUGUUUAUGGGUCGAGUCAUGUUCCACAUGCCAGACUGGUUGCAUCACAUUCUUUCAGGGGGGCGGAUCUUGCUUAAGAACACGUUGGAGGCCUACAUGGAUAACUACAUUCAACACAAACUAGAGAUGAUCCUGCAGGAGCACCGUGUGGUGUCUCUCGUCACCAUGCUCAGAGAUGCUGUGUUCUGCGAGAACAGUGAGGAACGCACCACAGGAGACGAGCAGAGAAGAGCCAAGAAGGCAUUUGAAGAGAUGAUGAAUUAUCUGCCAGACUUUGUGGAAAAGUGCAUCGGACAGGAGGCCAAGUACGAGGGCAUCCGACUUCUCUUUGACGGCUUCCAGCAGCCACUUCUCAACAAGCAGAUGACUUACGUUCUGAUGGAUAUUGCUGUCGAAGAACUCUUUCCAGAACUCAGCAAGCAGGGACAGGGGGAGCCGUCAGCAGACAGUAACCAGUGAAUUUAGAUAACAGCUUGCUUCCCAUCCCUGGAGCCAAAGUGCAAUAUACUUAGCAAAUUCUAAUGUCUCUGGGAGCAUAUAUCAACAUUCCACUGUAUAAUAAUGCAUUAAUAAAAAUAUAUUUAUUGAUUUUA